GACACCUAUGUAAUCAAUAUAAUUGUUCUUGAUGAAGAUUACAUGAUACCUAUGUAAUCAAUGUACUUGAUGAUGAUAACAUGAUUUCACAUUUAAUCAAUUUGAUUGUUCUUGAUGAUGACUACAUGACACCUAUGUAAUCAAUGUACUUGAUGAUGAUAACAUUAUGCAUGAUUCUAACGAGCAAGGACACCCUUGCGCUAUGAGAUUCGCCCAUUUGGUACGACGAACUCACGCGGCCUUAGUCUCACGAAUGAGGUGAGACUAGAAAAAUAUGGGUGGUACUCGAAACCUGAAUACCAUGUACGUACACUAAGCCCGGAACGGGUGAUGUCGGACUAGGCUCGGAACGGUCGACCGUUUGGCGCGACGGUCGCCCUUGAUCUUCAUCAGGUUGGAUUGGAGAUUCACCGUGACGGUCGACCGUUGUUGACUGGAGGUGGACGGCGGCACUUGGCUGGACAGGUGAUGGUCGACCGUUGGCCACCAGCGGUCGACCGUUUGCCUGACAGUCGGGGUCCAUUUCGAUGUUUAACGCGACGGUCGACCGUUUGCGUCGACCGUUUGGGUCUGCGAAUCUUUCUCUUGAUAUUUUGAGUGUCCAAAAUACUUCUUUAAGUCUUUUAAGCACCUUUGAUUAAUAUAUACAUAUUGUUGGGUUGAUUUCCAAAGUUUAUAUUUACUUAUGUGUAUAUUAACUUUAUGGAUUUGGUGUAUUUUGAUCUCAACAUAUAGAUAACUUAUAUAUGCAUCACAUAUAUAUUUUGGAAUGGUUUUAACAUAUGAAAUAACAUAUAUGUUCAUGUAUGUAUGUGAUGAAUGAUUCGACAAGUCUAACGCAAAGGUACAGACCUGGAAAUCAUCGGUCGAAACCUUACGGAUGAGCGGGAGUGAAAACAAUAUCGAAAUUCACCAACUUUGUCAUUCCCGUCACAAUUGGACAGCAUGCGGUAUUUUGAGCAUAUCUCCAUCGUUUCUUCACGGAAUCGCAAACCGUUUGAUUUUGUGGAUUGCUAAGACGUAAGGCUAUAACUUUCGUAUAGAAAGUAUUUCGUUUUAACAUAUGUAAAAUAGCGUAAAUCGGACCUGAAGUCAAUAGAAAGUUGCUGUCCAGAAUUUCGGGUAUGUCGAUGAACAUGAUUCCGACGAUUAACUCACUAACUUCAACAUUCCAACGCCGAACUUUCUUUGCAAUACCUUCCGGAUGUUCCUAAUAAUUGUUAGAGAGUUUAUGGAAGUAGAACGCAUGAGAAAUGUUCCUUAUGCGUCGGCCAUUGGAUCCAUCAUGUAUGCGAUGGUAUGUACGAGACCUGAUGUCGCCUUUGCUCUGAGUGUCACGAGUAGAUACCAGUCCAACCCUGGCGAAAGCCAUUGGACGGCUGUGAAGAACAUCCUUAAAUACUUCCGUAGGACUAAGGAUGCCUUCCUGGUAUAUGGCGGAAAAGAAGAGCUCAGUAUUGUUGGAUAUACUGAUGCCAGCUUCCAAACUGAUAGAGAUGACUUCAAGUCGCAGGCAGGCAUCAAGAACCCUAUACCGUUGUUUUGCGACAACAAUGGGGCAAUUGCACAAGCAAAAGAACCUCGGUCUCACCAGAAGACCAAACACAUCGUUAGACGUUAUCACAUCAUACAAGAAAUCGUUGCACGUGGGGACGUUGAGAUUUGCAAGAUAGGUACAGACGACAAUAUCGCGGAUCCGUUGACGAAGGCUUUGGGAAAGCCUAAACACGAGAGUCAUACGUGGUCCAUGGGCAUUCGAGAAAUGCUUGAUUGGCCUUAGGGCAAGUGGGAGAUUGUUGUAUUUAGGUGCCCUAGCGGCAAUCAAAAACCUAUGUAAUUGUACACUUUAUCAUGAAUGAAAGGCCUUGAAGUAU
Molecule: messenger RNA, 1874 nt
Organism: Cuscuta campestris
Lineage: Eukaryota; Viridiplantae; Streptophyta; Magnoliopsida; Solanales; Convolvulaceae
Source: the annotation of a GenBank genome assembly